Abrus precatorius (Indian licorice) is the source of this 753-nucleotide messenger RNA. RefSeq lists its product as uncharacterized. The record is from RefSeq and is a predicted model, not a curated record. Lineage: Eukaryota; Viridiplantae; Streptophyta; Magnoliopsida; Fabales; Fabaceae. The transcript is spliced from 5 exons. The coding region runs from base 1 to 753 and encodes 250 amino acids.
AUGGCAAGUACUCUCCUUCCAUGCCAACCCUGGUUGCCCCUCACUAGUUUCUUACAUGGAAACGUAUUGAAGAAGCACAAGCUUCAUCAUCAUCAUCAUUAUGAAGGUCGUUCAAUGGCAGCAAUAUCUGGCUCAAGGAAUUAUCUAAGGAUCAAUAAUAAUAAAACUUCCUCCUUUAAUUAUAGAAGCAGCACUGGUGUUCCCCUUCAUGAGUUGCCUUGGGCUUCCUUUGACCAAUAUAUGGAGGACAAGGGAAGAGUAAUCCAGGCUAUAUUUCCAGAACAAUCAACAAGCCAGCAACUCAACGAGGAAGAGUGGAAAGUUAAGAUGACUCCCAUAGAAGCUUUGUUCUUGAAGUGUGAACCAGUAAUACACAUCACAGCUAAAAGCAUAUCUGAAGUGGAUGAUUACCCACCUGAGAUUCCUGGCCAUAUCACCAAAUUUCUCGAGGUUCAAAUUACAAGGUGUGAGUUUCCAGAUCUUCAUGCUGAUUACAUACCACCAGAUUUCAACAUCAAUGCUAGAGGAGCCUUAUAUCUUGAAAGGGAGGGAAAGGAUAAUUUGAUGAAGAAUCACUUAGACAUUAGUUUAAGCCUUUCUUUUCCUCCAUUACUCGCCUGGGUUCCUGAUUAUGUGUUGCAAAACAUUGUGCAAUCGGUACUCAGAAAUUACGUGGAGGAUAUCAAUAAUGGAUUUGCAGUUAGAUUGUUAGCUGAUUAUAACUUGUUCAAGAGGAACACGCCCAAAAAUUAG